Trypanosoma conorhini is the source of this 828-nucleotide messenger RNA. RefSeq names its product G-actin binding protein. The transcript has a single exon. NCBI's taxonomy places the organism in Eukaryota, Euglenozoa, Kinetoplastea, Trypanosomatida, Trypanosomatidae. Gene Ontology annotation, molecular function: actin binding; adenylate cyclase binding. Gene Ontology annotation, biological process: cytoskeleton organization; regulation of adenylate cyclase activity. Bases 1 to 828 code for a protein of 275 amino acids. Gene Ontology annotation, cellular component: cytoplasm. The record is from RefSeq and is a predicted model, not a curated record.
AUGCCACCGCCACCGCCUCCAAAGGCACCACCACCACCACCGCCGCCGCCGCCGCCGCCGCCAGCGCAGGCGAGGGCUGCGGCAGAUGGACACUCCGCGACUGUUGGCGGGGCGACCUCCGCUCUCUUUGCGGAGAUUCGCAACGGUGGCGACAACAUCGCCGGGCGACUGCGUCACGUGGAGGAUCACGAAAAGACGUACAAGCAGAACGUCCAGCACGGCGCAGUAGACUUCUCUGACCUCGAGGAGAAGAAGGCCGAGGUGGAUGCAAGGCGUCAGCAGCAGGGUAAGUCGACGGCCGCUGCUGCAGCGGAGGCGCCUCUGUUGCAGCUCGAGGGCGAUAAGCGCUGGGUGGUGAAGCACCACAAGGGCACAGCCGCUAUGCAGCAGAAGGUGACCCUUGACAAGGUAAGCAUGCGGCAGGCCGUGCAGAUUUUUAACUGUGAAUACCUCGUGGUUGAGGUCAAGGGCAAGGUCAACUCCGUCUCCGUCGUGUCCUGCAACAGGGUGCAAGUUGUGAUGGAGAGCGUGGUGUCCUCGCUGGAGGUGCUGAAGUCGGGAGACGUCGACGUGAAGGUGCACCGCGCCGUCCCAACUGCCUCCGUGGAGAAGAGCACGUCGGUAAACCUGUACCUCAUGGACAAGGACGAGGCGCUUAACACGGACAUUGUCACCGCAUGCAGCUCCGCGGUCAACGUCAACUUCCCCUCAGAGGAGGACGCCAGCGACAUCAUUGAGCGGCCACUGCCGGAGCAGUUCGUCUCCAAAAUCGUGCGCGACAAGAAGGGCGGGUUCAAGAUUGAGACGAAGCCUAGCGAGGUCGCCUAA